CGUAAAUUCGAGAACAAGCGGCUCUUCAUUCUCUUGGGUUUACAAUUGAAGGUCGAAAUUUGAUGAGGACCUUCAGAUUUUACAUGAACAAAAGACACAAACGAAUCCCUAAAGAGUUUGCAGUUGACAAACUGUUGUAAUGACCUCGAGUGUAAUCCCAAAAUAUAAGCAAAUGGCUGCAUGUGACCCAGAAAGGUCAGAAAGGCCCGCCCACUAGUUCAAUUUUUAGGUAUAAAUGCACGGGGAACACAAACUGGAUCGUCAUUCGACUACUUCAAUCGACUUGAGGAACUUCAUCCAAUACGCAGACCCAUCAACUUUAGUCGUACAACAUGGCUUCAUCGGACCGAAUUCUCCAAGUCCUCUUUAUCCUGGGAAGCAUUCUGCUGAUUACCUUGGAUAGUUGCAAUGGCAUGGUGCUAAAUAAAAAUGCGAUAGAGAAGUCAACCGACCUCAAAGAAGAUCUCGAACAAAAAUUUAACACGACGGUAGUAAAGGCAGUGGAAACUAAAACGUUCUUGAUGGACGUAAUGUCUUUUUCAAUCAACAAAACGGCGAAUGUGCUGUUGGCCACUAAGCAGCAUUUUAAAGAGGCUAAGGAUGCCUUCAAGACGAAAAUGUCAGCGUCUGUCAACAAAACUGCACACAAGCUGGAGGAAAUGAAAGAUGAACUGCACAGUCAUAAACGAGCCAAAACAACGACCAAGCAGCCCGGUCAAAUCGUUUACGUAACGAGGGAUUACCUUGUGGCACCAGUGUUCCCAAUGGCAAACGAAGCUGCUACAUUCCCUAUGUUAUCCUCUGAGGUCUCUAGGAAUUUUGUACCAACAGGUAUUUCAAACCAUUUUGCGUAAAACAUGUCCUUGAAAAUCCUCCUUCUUCGGUAACUGUUCAUAAAUUGUAUCCCUCUUUGUAAAAAUAUAUUGACAUGUCACCUUUA
This is a messenger RNA of Daphnia magna, 940 nucleotides long. RefSeq lists its product as uncharacterized. The coding region runs from base 333 to 854 and encodes 173 amino acids. NCBI's taxonomy places the organism in Eukaryota, Metazoa, Arthropoda, Branchiopoda, Diplostraca, Daphniidae. The transcript is spliced from 2 exons. The record is from RefSeq and is a predicted model, not a curated record.